GACACACCGGAAGCAAACUUUCUGCUUGCCGGAAGCACGUGCGGGCGGCCGAAGCGGGGCGCCGAAGAGCUGCGUCGGGGCCGCGGCAUGGCGAUGUCGAGGUCCUCGACGAGCUUAAAGACCAGCUAUUCCGUCUUCCGGACAAUUGAGCCUUUCUACAAAGGAGGACCUAUUCAGAUAAGCCAAGAUGGGGAAUAUAUGUUUUGUGGUUGUGGAAGCAAGGUCAGUAUAGUGGACAUAGAAAGUGGAGACGUUGUCUACAGUAUUGAACAGGAUGAUGAAGCAGAAAUUACAGCAUUUGCUCUCAGCAAUGAUGAUGAAGUCCUUGUGACAGCAAGCCAAGCACUGCUACUUAAGCAGUGGGACUGGCCAGCGAAUAAAUGCACACGAACAUGGAAGGCCUUGCAUACGGCACCAGUGGCCAGCAUGACCUUUGACUCCUCUUCUACUUUGUUGGCUACAGGUGGCUGCGAUAGCACCAUAAAGGUCUGGGACAUUCCCAGACAGUAUUGUACGCACAACCUGAAAGGCUCGUCAGGAGUUGUCCACCUCGUCCAGUUCCAUCCCGACAGCAACCAGCAGCAGCUCUUCUCCUCCUCCAUGGACAACAGCAUCCGGGUCUGGGAUCUGCAGUCCAGCCAGUGUGUUGCCCAGCUUGAAAACCACUUCAGCUCAGUUACAUCUUUGGUGUUCUCGCCAGACAGUAAGACACUCAUCAGCUCCGGCCGUGAUAAGAUCUGCACGGUGUGGGACCUGAAGAAGAGAGCCCUGAAGAGCACGAUCUCUGUCCAUGAGAGUAUCGAAUCUGUGGUUCUCCUACCUGAAAAGGGGGACUUCUCAAAUGUGGGUGUGAAGAAAUCAGGCACUCAUUUUCUCACUGCGGGCAGCAGAGGGGUCCUCCGGGUGUGGGACGCCUCCUCGGCGCUGUGUGUGCACAGCCAGCUGCAGCCCAGUUUUCCAGUCGCACGGAAAGUGGAGGAGGAGCCUGGCCUUCACAGCCUUGUCCAUUGUGCGCUGGUGCCGAUGAAAAGCCAGAUUGUCGUUGCGAAUGCUGAGCGCAACAUCUGCCUGUACGAUGCACAGACACUGGAGCUCCGAAAGCAGUUUUCAGGUUACAAUGGAGAAGUUUUGGACGUCCGAUUCCUGGGCCCAAAGGACUCCCACAUUGUUGUGGCCACUAACAGCCCCCAGUUGAAAGUCUUUGAGUUGGCCUCCUCAAAUUGCCAAGUCUUGUACGGCCAUUCAGACAUUGUGCUUGCUUUGGAUGUCUUCCGAAGAGGGAGGAUGUUUGCUAGCAGUGCAAAGGAUAAAACCUUCCGUGUCUGGCUGAUGGCGGCAGACGGCGACGUCUCCUGCAUGGCCCGAGGCUUGGGUCAUGUGCAGGCGGUGGGUGCGCUCUCCUGCUCCAGAAUGAAAGAGAACUUUGUGGUCACAGGCAGUCAAGACCUUACGAUCAAAGUGUGGUAUCUUCCAGAGACUCUGCUUUUCAUGGAAAAGUCAGACGACACAAAAACUGUAAUUCUUCAACCUCAUCUGACAGAGAAGGCUCAUGACAAGGAUAUUAACAGCGUAGCCGUUUCUCCGAAUGACAAGCUGAUCGCAACCGGGUCCCAGGACAGGACAGCCAAGCUGUGGACCUCCAAUGGUUGUGUGCUGCUGGGAGUUUUCCAGGGACACAGACGAGGAAUUUGGUGUGUGCAGUUCUCACCUGUGGACCAGGUCCUCGCCACGUCUUCAGCAGAUGGUACUGUGAAAAUAUGGGACCUGCAGGAUUUCAGCUGCCUGAAGACUUUUGAAGGUCAUGAUUCCUCUGUGUUGAAGGUUAUCUUCGUGAGCCAAGGAGGACAGGUGCUUAGCAGUGACUCUGAUGGUCUCCUGAAACUCUGGACGAUGAAGAACUGUGAAUGUGUGAAGACUUUAGACGGCCACUGUGACAAAGUGUGGGGCUUGCACGCCAACAAGAAAGACAACAUGCUGGUGACGGGCGCCAGCGAUUCCCGUGUCAUGCUGUGGAAGGACGUCACCAGAACCGAGCUGGAAGAGCAGCAAGCAAAGCAGGAGGAGCAGCUCCUGAGAGAGCAGGAGCUGUCCAACUUGCUGCACGAGAAGCGCUAUCUGGAAGCACUGGCCUCAGCCAUUUCCUUAGACCGGCCUCACACGGUGCUGACCGUUGUGAAGGGCAUUCUUAAGGAGACCGGUGGAAAAGAGGACUUGGAAAAGAGCAUUAAGAAGCUGAGGAAGGACCAGAAGGAGGCCUUGCUGAGGUUUUCUGUGACUUGGAACACAAACUCACGGAACUGCCAUGAGGCUCAGGCAGUUAUUGGGACCCUCCUCAGGCAUGAAACCCCCGAGUCGCUCUUGGAGUACGAGGGCAUCAAAGCAGCUGUGGAGUCCCUCCUGCCUUACACAGAACGACACUUCCAGAGGCUGGGCCGGUUACUGCAGGCCUCCAUGUUCCUUGAUUUCAUGUGGCAAAGCAUGAGGCUUCCUGAUGGGUCCAAAUGGGAAGAAGAGAUGGACACGUGACCGAAGCCAGAAGGCAGGGCUGGGCAAGGUGGAAGAGCACCCCUUUCCACAUGAACGCAGGCUGGCGUUCUUGCUAGCAGCAUACCUUUAAAUAAAUGUUUUGAUUUUAUAAAAA
Varanus komodoensis (Komodo dragon) is the source of this 2641-nucleotide messenger RNA. It is a transcript of the gene TBL3, whose product is annotated as transducin beta like 3. Gene Ontology annotation, cellular component: small-subunit processome; 90S preribosome; nucleolus. The transcript has 23 exons. Lineage: Eukaryota; Metazoa; Chordata; Lepidosauria; Squamata; Varanidae. Gene Ontology annotation, biological process: endonucleolytic cleavage to generate mature 5'-end of SSU-rRNA from (SSU-rRNA, 5.8S rRNA, LSU-rRNA); endonucleolytic cleavage in 5'-ETS of tricistronic rRNA transcript (SSU-rRNA, 5.8S rRNA, LSU-rRNA). Gene Ontology annotation, molecular function: U3 snoRNA binding; protein binding. Bases 88 to 2526 code for a protein of 812 amino acids. The record is from RefSeq and is a predicted model, not a curated record.